AUGGCGAUGGAUGGGACGAGGCUGCGUCAGUCCUGGUACACCGCACUGGACAAUUCCCAAACACACUUCCGCCAACUACUCACCUCACACUCGUCCACCGAUUGGAAGCGCGUGCCGACUUCCAAUGACCUCAACUCGCCCACUGGGAAGGGGAAGGCUCGCGCAAACGCCCCGGAACUCUCGGACGUCAUCAUCCAUCGCCGCACUACCAAGGCUGGGGAAAACAUCUACCGUGCCGUGCUGGAAGUCCCUGUUGGCGAUGAAGGUGUUUCUUUGGACGCGUGGAAAUCGGUGCUUACGACCCCUGAACUAAGGAAGGAGUGGGAUCCUGCGGUGGAAGGGGCGCAAUUGCUAGAAAUGUUCGACCAAGCCACGCGCAUCUCCAAGGUCAACUUUUCUCUGGGGUGGCCAGCGAAUCCUAGAGAUGCUGUCACAAUAUCCCGUACAUUCAACGACGCGACCACUUUAAUCGACAUAUCUACCUCUUUGCCCCGUUCUCCUGACGAACCCACGUAUCUCCGACCCUCUCCUCCGUAUGUUCGCUCUGAUGUCGCGCUUUUUGCAUGGUGUAUACAGCGCAUCCAGCCACCCUCCACCACCGACCCUUCCGCACUUCCAAGCGCCCCCAGAAUGCGUGUUACCUGUUUUUGGCAACACAACUUCCGGAUUGUCUGGAGCUUCAACUCGAGCUCAAGUCUGGCUCAGCAACUGAGUGCGAUGACAGUCGGCCUGUUCAAGACUGUUCACAAACGUCAAUCUCGCGUUCCUCUCUUGACUGGCUACGGGAAUGGCGUUUCAAUAGAGCGCGUACGCUUUGCGAUCGACCGCGAAGCUCUGACGGUGGACUACUCGAUCGUCCCCGAGGAUGAAGACCAUUCCACGUCCAGCACGGAGUUGUCCAUGGAACAACUGCACACACAACGGGAGAUCCGACGAUUGACGCGUUCAGUUGAGUUCUCCUUGCCUUCUUUGCAUGGAUGGGACGUCCAGCUUUCGACGAAGGGUUCGUCAGAGCAAGUCUCCCAACUGCCCUGGACAACACAUAUCACCCGUGCCUCCCCCGCGGACCUUUCCUCCGCGGACCAGCCAAAGCUCACGUUUGCUGUGAAGCACGCGGAGCUACCGAACGACCACUCUGUCCUCAAAGUCCGUCUCACCAUCGAGCUUUCCGGUCCGUCCGGCGCGCUUCGCCUGAACGGCAUUCCGCAUCCGAUCGAAGAACUUGAACCACGGAAUCCCUCGUCAUUCUUCAUCUCCGAGCAGAUGUUCCAGGACGCAUCCAGUAUGGCGGAACACAGCCUACAUACGCAAGCUUCGGUUGUCACUACCGCGACGAGCCUAUCACGCGCCUCGACAAUAGCCGAGCGACCAUCGAUAGCCCGUACCCUCACGGAAAGAUCCAACGCGGCAGAGAAAUCGAUUCUUUCUCGCGUCAAGCGCAACUACAUUUACUUUUCUUCCUUGCUUCAAGAACCAGAAGCGAAGUGGAAGCAGACCAUUGAAGCCCGAGGGGUAUCUGUAUCUCAGCUGGACUCCAUCGACCCAACACUCGUGGUUUAUCGUGCAGAAGCGACCUUUGUCGGCAUCAGCCUAUGGGAUCUGUACGCAGCCAUCACAACCCCGGGCUCCCGAACGUACUGGGACAAGCAGUAUGAAGACGCGGUUUUGCUAGAGGACGUCAACGAGCUCACGGAGUUGUGGCACCAUAAGACGAAGCCCGCGUGGCCUGUCAACGGUCGAGACAUGGUGGUCCUGAAGACAGUCUACAAGUCUCCCACCACCAUCCAUGCAUUCGCUUUUUCUGCGGACGACCCAAACCUGUUUCCUCAAAUCCCUCCUGCCGACCCGAACGUCAUCCGGACUCAGGUCGACCUCCAGGGCUGGGCAAUCGAAGCGUUGUCACCGAACACCACCCUCGUCACUCUGCUCGAGCAAUCCGAUCCGAAGGGUUGGUCGAACAAGGCGUCCAUUCCUCAACAGAUGAUCACCGCUGUCGCUGGAGUCGGCGAGUUCGCCAUCAAGUGCGGCGGUCCUCCCAUGGUUACACGGUUGGAAGGCGGAAAGACUCAUCAACUCCGAUAUGACCAUGAGCGUUCCACGUUCCGAGUGGAAUACGAAGGCUGCGCCAAGCGACGCACAACAACCGAAGGUGGCGCGAACUCGCAACUCCCGGUCAUCGAAUGCGAGGUCCGCUGCGAUCUGGACACCUGGGGAUCGUCGCUGGACAUCGUCGUUGAUCCACCACCACAAAGCAUCGCCGCACUCCGUCGACAUCGCUUUUCGUCAGGAGGCGGUGGCCUUUGGCUGACGAUCACUCACGACGCCGUCUUCUCCGAACAGGAGCACCUCAGGGCAAUUGUACGACGAGGGCCGAUGAGCGCGCCGAAGGACAAGGGCCUCGUUAUGAUUAAUGGAGCGAAAGUCGAGGUUGACGUGGAAGAGAUGCCGGAGCGCGAGGCGAAGAACCUCUUGAAACAGAAACGUGUCAAGCCCGCUCGAGUCCCGCUCGACCAGCCGCCCGUUCUUGGCGUCAUACGCCGGCGUCGAGCAGAAUGGGACGCGGACAAGGACAGCCAAGCAACUGAGGCCGGGAACGGGAGCGAGCCAUCAUCUGUUCCGCCAUCCCCUUCGGCGACACCCUUUUCCCCGCAACAGACGCUCGCAAACUCGUUCUCGAAGUUCUUCACCUACGCAGUGGAGCAAGCGACUUCGACGACUCAGCAGGCCGUCGCCGCAAUCUCCCCCGCCAUGGCGCCGGGUGACGAUGCUGCCCCGUCCUCCUCUAAGCCCCCGAUGCAGUAUACCCUCGACGCUCUCGCUUUCGCCCAGGAUCUGUAUGCCGCUCCCACCGGAAAUGGAUGGACUGUCGUCAGUGAGAAGGAUUUCCCUGUGCAAAGGAAGCUCUUCCCGGAGAUCUCACCCAUCAUACCCGUCCACAAGGGUCAGAAGGUCAUUGAGGGGAUAGCCGCUGAGGAAGUCGCUUCGGUCCUUACCAGCUACGACUGUCGUAAGCAAUGGGACACGCGCUUCGACUCGGUCAACAUCCUCGAAACUUACGGAGCGGACGCCCAUACCGCCUUCGUCAUCACGAAAGGCGCCUUCCCCUUCCGCGACCGUGGAUUCUAUCUCGCUUCCCUUGUUGCCCGCGGCUCGGCCCCGACACCCGCCUCCCGACGCAACACGGUGGAUGUAGAACAGCUCUCGAGCGAAAACCAGGGUACCUCAGCGAUCUUCUGUGUCGCCGCGUCCUUCUCUCCGGACUCCGUCAGCAACUUCGCGGCCAGCAAGUACAACCCAUCCUCCCUGCCUGUCGGGCGCGUCUACCUGGACGCGUGGAUCUUAGAGACGCUUGAUCCAUACUCGGCCGAGAAUUACGCGAUUCCAUCGACACGAUGCACACGCGUCGUCGCAGUCGAUUACGCAGGUUCCAUCCCGGCUGCUGUCAAUUCGAUGAUCAACGGCAUGCUGCCGAAGUCGAUCCUAGCUGUCGAAAGCUACGUCAAGAGCCUAUCUCCUUCUCCGUUGAUCCGUCUCCCCGCGGCAGGCUUCAUACUCGCACCGUCACCCGAAGACAAGCUGAGACCUCAACGCCUCUGGACGCUUCGCCGGCGGGAUCGCACGCGCACCUUCCUCUACUCCUCGUUCCACCCCGAGCGCAAGGAGUACUCGUGCUUGUUCAUCCUCGACGGUACUGUUGCGCUUGCACCCCCUCCCGCGAAGGAGGACCCGACCCCACGACCAAGCCGGAUCGUGACGAAUACCCCCGCAUCAGUGCCUGACCCAUCCUCUUCCCCGCGCGCGGAGUCGAGCGAGAGCUCGGAGCCCAGCGUGUUGGAGAGCCGGAUCCGAGCCGCACGGUCGCGUUCACCUCGCGCGCGGGACGUCGGACGCUCGCCGGGCAUGUUCACGCAACGCGGCGAGGUACGGCUCCCAGUGGACCUGCUCGUCGCGGAGCUCAUCGUGGACUCAAAGCUGUACCCGGCGGGGUAUGACAUCCGGUUGCACGCGCGCGUCGAGCGCGGACCCGCGGGCCAGCUCGCGCUACCGCUCGUGGCGGAGGCAGGCGUGCUCCCCGUCGCGUGCGCCGCGUACACCCUCCCGCUGUCGCCGCUGCACUCGGCGGGCCUCACCGCGGACCGUCCUCCGCGCCAUCUUCUGCGCUUUUCGCUCCCGACGGCGCAGUUCCAGAUGACGACGAUUCUGGAUCCGCUCACGGGCGAGACGCGAAGCGCACCGCCGAAGCCGCAGUGGCUUCUUGACCUUGAAGAGGGCCGCGCGAUCGUCGACGUGAGCGUGCGCCCACCACUCGCGUCGUCCGUGAAGACCUCGAAGCUCAAGGUUACCCUCAACGGCUCAUUGGUGACAGUGAUGAGCGAGAAGGAGUCCCUCACUGCGAUUGGGCGCGACGAACUGCUCGAUAUGCGCGCGGCGAAGAUGGGCAUGCUCGCACGGUCGGUCUCCGCGGAGGAACAGGUGCCGUCUGGGCUGCAAGCGCCCCUCGCGGUCUCACAGCAACUUCUGGUCGCGCCUGCGGCCGCGUCUGCGCCUUCGGCCGCACCAGAAGCACAAGAGAAGGACGGUGCGUCAGACGCGGCGAGCGCGAAGGAGGAUGCGUCGGAGCAGGUUGCACCGGUCGCGGCUCCCAUCGAUGGGCUCCCGGUCGAGAGCGCGGCGAGUGGACUCAUGCGGUUCUUGAACGGAUACACACAGCAUCCGCUGCUCAGGUUCAGCCCCGGGAGCCGCUCGAGCGCGCUCCUGAGCCCGAUCGUGUCCGGGCUCGAGGUCGCCACUCGGACGCAGACAAGCGCGUCUGCGAACGGAGUCACGACAUCGGAACCGAGCGCGGACGAGGCGCAGGGCGGGCUGCUCUCGCGCCCGCUACAGCUGCCGCCGCUCGCGCAAGGCCAGUAUACGCUGUCGACGGUGAUCGUCGUCGCGCUGAUUGCGUUCCUGGUGGGCUCGCUCCUGCGUUCGCUGCUCUCGCCCGCGGACUUCAUCUACGUCGUCGCGGACGCAAAGGAAAUCGGGCCGGACGGGACCGGGUGGCGGGAGAUUAAGCGGCUGCUGGAGGUGAAAUGGCUCGUCGGUGGAUGGGAUUUCCAGGUUGCGGUGGUGCGGAGGCACCUAUAG
Messenger RNA from Epithele typhae, 5130 nucleotides. RefSeq lists its product as uncharacterized. The transcript is spliced from 8 exons. Gene Ontology annotation, molecular function: lipid binding. The coding region runs from base 1 to 5130 and encodes 1709 amino acids. The record is from RefSeq and is a predicted model, not a curated record. NCBI's taxonomy places the organism in Eukaryota, Fungi, Basidiomycota, Agaricomycetes, Polyporales, Epitheliaceae.